AUGGACAAAUGUAGUGUACAGGUGCAAUAUAACUGCUCUGCUGCCUGUCGAAGUGGAGUUGAAAUUGUUAUUUCAACCCCAAGAAGGACCGGAGUGGUAGUCUACAGAAGGACCUGGACUAACCAUAAGAGAUUUGGAAAACCCAGAUCCAGAACGGUUCCUCUGGUGUUUCCUCCAGCUGUGCUGUACCGUAGAGACCAUUUUGUCAGACGGCCACUGGAGACAUGUGAUGUGUUGCUGAGUGCCUGGAUGAUUUAUUUGGUGGAAGAGGAAAUUGGUGGCAGCUGUGCUAAAGGAUAUGAGCUUUAUAUGACUCUGUCAGUGUGGCUGUACUUGCUGAGCUGGUGCAGUCAGUCUAUGUGUGGAAUAAUCAGGCAUGUCAAUGAACACAGGAACUAUGAAAGUCCUCUCAUUUUGCUGUCUGACACAGGCGAUAUAGUGUUUGAGGUGCAAUUGGUUAAUGGAGAUGAUCAGGCACUUACAGCACACGCAGCUUUACCCCUCCAUACCUGGAUCCGUCUGGACAUCUUCUUUCAGGUUUCAGAGGCAAAACUCACAAUUAUACCCACAGGAAAAACUUUGGAGAUCACUCAUUUUUUUGAUUUUGAUCGGCCAGUUCAAUUCAAUGACACAUCAGGAUAUUUUGUUAUUGGUGGAUGCAUCUACAUGCAGGGGAUUCAUGGCUAUAUUGGACCAAUCAAAUACUAUCGUUUAGGCUCAGAAAAUGUGACAAACCCCCUGUCCCCUCUGAGGACGCCAAGAGAGCUGGACAGACUCCACAGACACUACGUUUGUGAGUCUUUUUAUGGAGACCUUAAGAGGAAGUUUGAUCGUAGGGAAUGCACACAAACUUGGUCGUGGGACCAGCAAAGAAGAUUCAACCUCACCCUGAGGCUUCUAGAAGAACAUCAGGAGCUCAUAACAGGUCUGGGCAACAGCAAAAGACAUUUGCUACGUGUCAGCCGAGUGAUUGGUAAACUGAAGUGUCAAACUCUCACAGAACAUGUUCAUUUGAACAAUGACGAUGAGCUCCACUCUCAAACGGGUGAGCUGGGCGACAUUGUGCAGUAUUUGAAACACCAGGCUGACAGAGGAGAUGUAGAAGCUCAGAAAACUCUGGCCAGGAUGCUUUUUUGGGGAAGUAACGGGGUGGAGAAAGACAUUCCAGCAGCAGUCAUAUGGUACACCAGAAGCACCCUGCAGAUGGUCGAUCCCACCGCCAUGUACGACUACGCCAUUCUCCUUCUGAAGGGCACAGGAGUGAAGAAGAACCGAACGCUUGGCCUUGAGCUUCUGGAGAAAGCUGCCGACAUGGGUUCUGUAGAAGCUUUGAAUGUCCUCGGAUAGUACUACAGUACCAUAAUAAAGGAUGGAAGAAAGGCCUUUCGAUACUUUGAGCUGGCGGCUCAGAAUGGCAGUUGUGAUGGGCUCUUCAAUGUGGGCAUAUACCAGUUAAAUGGUGACAAUCCUGACAAACCAGAUAGGAAUGAGGCUGUUGAAGCAAGUGAGAUGAAUGGACACCUGGGUUUCAUGGUUAAAGACGCUCUUCAAACUUAUCAAAGAGGAUCAUGGCAUGAAGCGUUGGUGAAAUAUGUCAUGCUGGCAGAAACUGGUCUCGGUGUGGCACAGCACAAUUCUGCCCAUCUGUGCGAGGUGUUGGGUCACAGUUCUGCCUGUCAGUGGAGGUACCACAACUACUCCACCUACAAUAACAUCCCUCAGGAAGUUGAAUCUAUGCAUGUGCUGAUAAUUGUUUGUGUGGAUCGUCAGGGGCUCUUUAAUCUGGCCAUGCUAAUUGAAGAUGGCUAUGACGUUCCUGACAUCAUUCUGGAUCGGAUGGGACUCUCAGCGGCACACAGAUUGAGCCGGAGCGCUGUGGUGGCACAUCUCUUAUCCAGUUUUGUUGCUGUCACCUUCCUCAACUGUCAAAGUAGAGAAGAUCUUCCAACUCAGAGGCAGGACUGCAGAGAGAGUGGUGUGUUUUUCACCACUAAGGGCAUCCGUGAAAGAGCUGACGGGGCUCAAUACCUCUUUUACGGUCUCAAGAACUGUAAUAUCUGA
Messenger RNA from Carassius carassius (crucian carp), 2061 nucleotides. Its product is annotated as protein sel-1 homolog 3-like. Gene Ontology annotation, molecular function: protein binding. The record is from RefSeq and is a predicted model, not a curated record. NCBI's taxonomy places the organism in Eukaryota, Metazoa, Chordata, Actinopteri, Cypriniformes, Cyprinidae.